This is a messenger RNA of Ceratina calcarata, 509 nucleotides long. It is a transcript of the gene Ndufb2, whose product is annotated as NADH dehydrogenase (ubiquinone) 1 beta subcomplex, 2, 8kDa. The coding region runs from base 93 to 374 and encodes 93 amino acids. The record is from RefSeq and is a predicted model, not a curated record. Gene Ontology annotation, cellular component: respiratory chain complex I; mitochondrial inner membrane. NCBI's taxonomy places the organism in Eukaryota, Metazoa, Arthropoda, Insecta, Hymenoptera, Apidae. Gene Ontology annotation, biological process: mitochondrial respiratory chain complex I assembly. The transcript is spliced from 3 exons.
CUCGCCUUGCCAGUUUCUCUCUACCGCUGGUAGGGGUCGGUUCACUGUAGAUGAGAAGUUGAUUCGUUGGAUGGAAUUAUAUUAAACGAAAAAUGUUACUCUCGCGCGGUGCAUCGAUUUUGAGAAAUGUUUCACGUCUCGGUCAAAAGAGCCACGUAGGAAUAAAUGUAACACAAACCCGUAAUAAAUGGUAUUAUCGUUCCCUUCCGCCGCACGACAAAACAUGGCUAGUGAUAACUGAAUGCGCAGGAGGGGUGAUGUGGUGGUGGAUUCUGUGGAACUUGUUCCACGAGCAUGAACAUCUUACUGGCCACUUCCCUUAUCCACGUCCAGCAGACUGGACAGAUGAAGAAUUGGGAAUUCCGCCAGAGUAAUAGGUAGACUUUUUGUAUAAAUAUUUUAUUAUAUUUAAUUAAAAUCUACGAUCGCGUAUCAUAACUUGGAUACAUCAGUGAAUCGUUAGCUUAUAUGUAGCUUAUUGUUCUAAUAAAGGUAUCAUUUUAAUUGUA